AAUGCCUGUAGAGAGACGCUUCUUUUAUGAAAUAACUGGUGAAAGAGCUCGUGAACUUUUAUUUUUAUAUGGAUCUAAUGGAGAGUUUAUUGUUCGUCCAAGCGAAUCGAGUGCUUCUGAUUAUACUCUGUCUAUCCAUCGUGGAACUCGAGUAACUCACGUCAAAAUUGUGCAUAAUCCUCUUUCCAAAACUCUUCGUUUACCCUCUGGACAUGACUUUUAUUCAGUUGAAGCUGUUGUACAAUUUCUGGAGGCUAAUCCAAAAGUGUUGACUGAAGCAGAUGGUUUAAGUAUUGAAUUGACUAAACCUGCUCAAUUACCUAUUGCGGAGACUGUUGUGAAUGUUGGAAGUGAUCGCUUUUUUCAUAUUGCUACAAGUGGACAUGAGGCAGAAGCAUUAUUAAAAGACGAACCUUGUGGAACUUAUCUUGUUAGAGAAAGUUGCAGCAAUGAAGGCGAAUUUGCUUUAUCUGUUCGUAGCAAUACUGACAAAGUUGUCCAUGUCCGGAUAUCUCAUAAGAAUGGAAGAUUUUGUAUUGUUCCCAAAGACAAUUUCCGAACAUUGGCGGGACUUGUUGAAAAUUAUAUUCGACUGCCGAUGGUUCAGAAUGGUGGAAGUGCUGUAAAACUCAAAACUCCACUCCCCUCAACCAGAUUUACCGCUGCCACAAUUGAUGAUCGUAUAGAUUGUUUAUUGAAACCAUCAAAGAAGCAUGGGGCUAAAGAUGAAUUUGCUGAAGAAUUUGAGAACCUCCACCGUCAUGAGGAAGAUUCUCAACUCUUUAUUAGCUGCAAAGAAGGUAGAAAGGCAGAAAAUGUUCGCAAAAAUCGUUAUCGAAAUGUUGUUCCGUUUGAUCACACACGUAUAAGACUACAACGUUCACCUUCUUCAAAUAAUGGAUGUGCUGGUGGAGGAGGGAAACUUUUAGUAAAUAAUGAUUAUAUAAAUGCAAAUUAUGUUGAGAUUCCUUUGGACACGAAACGCUAUCCUGAGUUUGCUGACUUUAAACGACGUUAUAUUUCAACUCAGGCAAAUGGUUUGGCAAGAAAACUCAUUACUUAUUGUUAUGGUUACAAAAGAAGUGGAAAGAGGACGAUUAUUUUCAAGGUAAAGUGUUAUCGUUAUUGGCCAGAUCUGGAGGAAGAAUUUAAUUAUGGGAAUUUAAUUGUUAAAACUAUCGAGGAAACUAAAAGUGAUGAUUAUAUGCGUAGAGUAUUUGUUUUGAAAAGAAAAAAGGAAGGGAAUAAGGCUAAUAAUGAAGCAAAAACUGCUGCCUCUUCAGCCUCGUCAUGUAAAGAAGAACAAGAAGAAAUUCACCAAAAAGACGAAAAAGAAGAAGAACAAAAAUUAAUUUAUCAUUUUCAAAUACUUAGUUGGGAAGAUAACGAUGCUUGUCCUGUUGAAUCUGUUUUAAAUUUUUUGGAUGCGGUCAAUGAAUGUGAAAAAAAUGAAAUUGGAGGAGUUAAGAAUAAAAUGAAUAAAAAGUCGAAAAUUGGACCGACAAUUGUGCAUUGCAGUGCUGGAAUUGGUAGAACAGGAACUUUUUUGGCUUUGGAUAUUAUAAUUAAUAGAAUUAAACAAAAAGUUAAAAUGCUUCGUGAACAGCGGGCAACAAUGGUACAAACAGAAGCUCAAUAUCGGUUUAUUUUUCAUGUAAUCUCUGCUUUUAUGCGAGCAUAUAGAAGUCAAUUUCAAUUGACGUACAAAAAGACAAAUAGCGUUGAAGGACCUCAUCGACCCUAA
Molecule: messenger RNA, 1744 nt
Organism: Meloidogyne enterolobii
Lineage: Eukaryota; Metazoa; Nematoda; Chromadorea; Rhabditida; Meloidogynidae
Source: the annotation of a GenBank genome assembly